UGGACUGGUAGCUGGACCUAAGCAGGCUGUGUUUUGCUCCUCUCAGUUUUAUCUGAGCUGGUAUUCAACUUUUCCGCUGAUUGGAUCUUCCUCCCAUCAUCCUCGUUGGCAUCAGCACCAUGGUAAUCAGCUUCGCUCUGAUCUGGGCUGUGGUGGUGGGAUUGUGCUGCGUCCUCUGGCUCGCAGUGGGAAUCAGGCGCAGGCAACCUGGUGAGCCUGUCAUUGAAAACGGCUUCAUCCCCUACUUGGGUUGCGCUCUGCAGUUCGGCGCCAACCCUCUGCAGUUCCUCCGCAGCCGCCAGAAGAAAUACGGACACAUUUUCACCUGCAAGAUCGCCGGCCAGUACAUCCACUUCCUGUGCGACCCUUUCUCCUACUAUUCAGUCAUCCGUCAGGGGCGGCACUUCGACUGGAGGAAGUUCCACUUUGCUACCUCUGUUAAGGCUUUUGGACAUGACAGCUUCGACCCUCGCCACGGUCACACCACGGAGAACCUCCACCAAACCUUUCUGAAGACCCUGCAGGGAGAAGCUCUGCCCUCCCUGAUCGAGACCAUGAUGGGCCACCUCCAGGACGUCAUGCUCAAGUCUGGCACGCUCAACCCCAGAAAGGACCACUGGGAGGUGGAUGGCAUCUAUGCUUUCUGCUACAAGGUGAUGUUUGAAGCUGGAUACCUGACUCUGUUUGGUAAAGAGUUUGGUGAUGAUAAGUGCCAGGCUCGGCAGGCUGCUCAGAAAGCCUUGGUGCUCAACGCUUUGGAGAACUUCAAGGAGUUUGACAAGAUCUUCCCGGCACUUGUGGCUGGCUUGCCUAUCCAUGUCUUCAUGAGCGCCUACAGUGCCAGAGAGAACCUGGCAAAGACCAUGCAUGCUGAAAAACUGUCCAGAAGAGAGAAUGUGUCUGAUCUCAUAUCCAUGAGGAUUAUCCUGAACGAUUCCUUGUCUACCUUCAAUGACCUGAGCAAAUCCAGGACCCACGUGGCUCUGCUCUGGGCCUCACAGGCUAACACCCUGCCUGCUACCUUCUGGAGUCUCUUUUAUAUGAUCAGGAGUCCAGAUGCUCUGAAAGCAGCACAUGAGGAGGUGCACAAAGUCCUGACGGAGGCAGAAAUGAGUAUUGACCCCAGUGACCCCCAACUGAGCCUGAGCCGAGAGCAGCUGGACAACAUGCCUGUUUUAGAUAGCAUCAUCAAAGAAGCCAUGCGGCUUUCCAGUGCGUCCAUGAACGUGCGCGUCGCCAAGGAAGACUUCCUACUUCAACUGGACAACAAGGAAGCUUACCGCAUAAGGAAAGACGACGUCAUAGCCCUGUAUCCACCCAUGCUGCACUACGAUCCUGAAAUCUACGAGGAUCCUUAUGAGUACAAAUUCGACCGCUUCCUGGAUGAGAAGGGUCAGAUGAAAACCGUAUUUUACCACGGCGGCCGGCGGUUGCGUUACUCCUACAUGCCUUUCGGCUCGGGGGUCACCAAGUGUCCCGGAAGAUUCUUCGCCGUCUACGAAAUCAAGCAGUUCCUGAGUCUGGUGCUGGCCUAUUUCGACAUGGAACUGCUAGACCCCGCUGUCAAGGUCCCGCCUCUUGACCAGUCCCGUGCCGGUCUGGGAAUCCUCCAGCCGACUUACGAUGUGGACUUCAGGUACAAGCUGAAAUCGCUGUAGUAGGCACUCUCUGAGCGACUGAACCUAAUCGUGUAAAUAGUGUACUGUAUAUUUCAGCAUGCAGGUGGUGACGAUGCAGACGCCACACUGCAUAUGUACAUAGACUGAAUUCUGUAUUUUAUCUGCUUUAAUUCGCUGCGUGAAGAACACACAUUGUACAUAUGAAUAGAGUCCUCACAGAUUGUUGAAAACUUUAUCAAACUGUGUAAAGAGAUAACAGGGGUUUUUCUUUAGAAAGAAGGAUCGCUGUGAUUCUAAUGCCGAACCAGUUCUGAGCACAGAUAGAAAAACCCAGGAUUGGAGCAUAUUUUGUUUUCUCUUGAUGACCUGGAGACGUGACGUUUCUCCUCUGCAGCAGAGUUCAAUGGAGUCAUAUGAGCCACGCCAAGAUGCACUCGACCUGUUUCUUUUCACACGUGGUUUCCCAAUACGUGACAAUGAGAUCGUGAUCUGUUUCACAAUCUCAAUCUGGGAAAA
Messenger RNA from Salarias fasciatus (jewelled blenny), 2135 nucleotides. RefSeq names its product cytochrome P450, family 7, subfamily A, polypeptide 1 (gene cyp7a1). Lineage: Eukaryota; Metazoa; Chordata; Actinopteri; Blenniiformes; Blenniidae. The transcript has 8 exons. Gene Ontology annotation, molecular function: heme binding; iron ion binding; steroid hydroxylase activity. The coding region runs from base 120 to 1658 and encodes 512 amino acids. Gene Ontology annotation, biological process: cholesterol homeostasis; bile acid biosynthetic process. The record is from RefSeq and is a predicted model, not a curated record.